Molecule: messenger RNA, 2129 nt
Organism: Betta splendens (Siamese fighting fish)
Lineage: Eukaryota; Metazoa; Chordata; Actinopteri; Anabantiformes; Osphronemidae
Gene: glmna
Product: glomulin, FKBP associated protein a
Exons: 19
Coding region: 180-1994 (604 amino acids)
Cellular component (GO): cytoplasm
Molecular function (GO): ubiquitin-protein transferase inhibitor activity
Source: RefSeq, a predicted model, not a curated record
GUUUGUUAUUCCUCGUUCACCUUUGACCUAUGACGUAUUGGGCUCUACGGCGAGCGCACGCGGACAAUCUAGCCGCUACCGCCCCGCUGUUAGCAUGUUAGUUGUGGCGCGUUUCAUUGACAAGUGCAGUUAAUUAAGGUCUGUUGAGAGGACACAAACCCCACCUGAGGACAGCAGACAUGGCUCUGGAACAGCUCAGUGAACUGGUCCAGAGAUGUCAAGGGCUCCCUGACGACGGCUACGCCAGUGAGGACUACAACGUCUUCACAGUUGCUGGGAGGUCCUGCAUAGAGGAAGGAAACAGUCUGCAGGUCCUCAGCAUUGUCCUGGAUGAAAAGAAUCAGGACAUCGUGAGAUGUAUGGGUUGGAAUCUGCUUCCACCGCUCAUUAAGGUUCUGCUCAAGAAAGAAGACGAGGACCUUCCUCAGUGCUUGGCCAUUUUCAACCACCUGCUAGAAACCUGUCGACCCAAAGAGCUGCUGAUUGGCCUGUUGGAGCAACUGGAGCAGGAUGACCCUGAUACCAUAGCGGAGAGUCUUCAUCUGUUGUUGAACCCUCUACAGAAAGUCUUGCUGUGUCUAGGAAACCGCAAAGCCUCGUCUUUGGGGAUGACUCUGUCCUCCGUCCUGGACCAGGUGGCCAAGCUGCCUCUGCCUCACACCAAGGAGCAGGAGGAGGACGACAUUUUUAUGCUAUGUCGCUGCUGCACCAACUUGGUGAUGUUUGUCAGGCCCUUCGUUGAAGAGGUCCGGCAAAACCUAGCGAGGACUGAACAGUCGAGUGACUGUAAGACAACAGAGGGACAGGACAGUGACGAGCUGCAGCCAGAAUUGCUGAAGUUCUGUAUGAAGACCCUGCGUCACCCUUUGUUGGAGGUACAACUCAAAGAUCCUGACACUCUGCCCGAGUCUCCUCUUAGGAAUUUUGCCACCGAAAUCCUGAACGUUCUCAGUGCGAUCAGAGAGCCUCUUCCCAGCCUGGUGUACCAGCCUCUGCUCAAGAGAAAACAGGUUCCGGGCUUCCUGGAGGAGGAGGUGCGUUAUCCCAAAGAGUCUCUAGCCAGCCUCGCUCACCUGGUGUUUGUGCAUCACCUGGCUGCAGAUUCGUUCCCCAGUGUUUUCAGUCCUGUGUUCUGUCUGCGGUGUAACAUGGAGCACAUCUGCCUCCUCCUGUCCAGAACUGAGGAGACCAGGAUCCAGAAAGGCCUGGAACUGUAUGAGAAGAGCCUGGUGCGGGUGGAGGAUGGUGUGCUGCCUGCUGAUCUGCUGGAGAUAAAAACCUUCCUCACUGUUCCACAGAACUUGGUAAAGGUUAUGACAAUGUGCCAGAGGCAUGAUUUGAGAACCAGAGGUCUGAAGGUUUUCCAGCUGAGCAUUGAUAAAUUCAACACUGAAGCCAAGUAUCAUUUCUUCCAGUACAUGCUGAAGACCAGCAAUCACUCAGGAGUCGAAGGCUACGUCAUCAAAAACAUCAAGAAUCAGAUAGAUAGUGCCCUGCAGCCAGGUAACAGCAACACGUGGUUUGAGGGAGUUCACCUGCUGCCUCUGCUGCGUAGAGUGCUCAGUCUACCAGGUGGCCCAGAGACAGACCUGCUGGAGUACCUGGACAGAAUUAUGGAGUCUCUAAACCUGCUGCGUUACCUGGUCAUCAGAGACAAAGUGACAGAGAACCAGACAGGGAUCUGGACUGAGCUGUAUAAAAUAGAAGAUACGUUUCUUAAGCCACUGCGUGUUGGAGUAAACAUGUCCCGAGCGCAUUAUGAGAGGGAGCUCCACAAUACCAUGGAGGAAGCCAAGAAGAACAAGGUCAAAGAUUCAUCAGUGCUUUCUGUGUCUGUUGGUGAGGAGAAGCUGCCUAAUGUGACAUCAGAGUCUCAUAUUCAGGCUCUGCACUCAGCCCUGCACACGUUCGACAUGAUCGAGAGCGUGCUUGUGAGGAUAGAGGAGCUCGUCGAGGUCAAAGACAAUCUAAUGCAGCUCCUCAGGACACCAUGAACUAAAAAUUCUUCUUGUGUAGACCUUGCCGUCAUUGAUUUUGUCAGCUCUGAAUGUGUCAUCGCUUAUUAAACCAUACUGCUGUUUGUUUCUUCAAACUUUUUGUACAAAUUAAAUAAAAUGCUGUAAAGUUUU